UAACGAGUUUAAUUGAAGAAAAAUACACCUUAUGCGCCGAUCAGAUGAAAAGAAUUUUCAAAGAAAUAGAGAACUUUUCCCUCACGUGCGAUGGGGUUACUUUAACCAAUUCGACCAGAGCUUUUUUAACAGUCACUGUUCAUUUUUUGAAAGACCAAAUUCUUCAAUCAAUCUGUUUGCAAGCUGUCAGAAUGAAUGAGGUAGUACAUAGUUUAAUUCUAUUGUUUGCGUUCUAUUAUGUGUUCGUUUGAUCUGUGUGCUUUACCUUAAAUGCUUCGUACUACGUCCAAUUUAUAUUAACACUUAUUUAUUAUAUGUUUUUUUUCAGAUCCAGUUUAUUUUGUGUAUUUAUUAUAUCCGGUAUUUGUAAUUACUAUCAACAUUCGUAUGUCAGUCUGUUUUGUAGACUUUGUUUCAUACACUCUGUUUUACACAAUCAAUAUUAUAAAAUAUUUGAUUAUGGUUCUCAAUGAAUACCGGGUAUCCAUAUAGUCGGCACGCUCGACUAUCACUGUUUAUACUUGUUUUAACAUGAAUUUUCCUUAUUCAAUCCAGCCGCAUACUGGCGAGUAUAUUUGCACGCUUCUGCAGAAUACUUGUAAAGAGUUCGGCAUCGAGGAGUUUAAGCUAGAAACUCUAACAACUGACAAUGCCAAAAACAUGAAGGCAGCUUCAAAUUUACUUCUCGGUGUUGGCCACCAUGUGCCUUGUUUUGCACAUACUAUUAAUUUAGUAGUAGACAAUACGGUUAAGGAUAUUAAGUGCUUCUCGACCGUUUUAGAUAAAGUAAAGCGUAUUGUCACCUAUUUUAAACACAGCCCAGCAGCCAUGGAUGUUUUAAGAAAGCUUCAAUCUGAUGAAGGCGUUCCAGAAGGAUGCAUUAGAACUUUAACUCAAAACAUAGACACCAGGUGGAACUCUUGUCUAGAUAUGCUGAUUUCAUUUAUAGAUUUAGAAAAUACUGUUGCCAUCGCACUUAUAAACCGAUCUAAGUCCACCAAAAUCCUGCCAGAAAUGCUAUCGACAUCAGAGCUUGACAUAUGCCGUGAUUUUUGCGAGCUUUUAAAACCUUUUAAAGAGGCGACUGAAAGAGUUAGUGGUGAAUCUUACGUCACGGUCAGCUUAGUUGUUCCGAUGAUUUCAAUGUCGCUAGCAAAAAUACGAAAGACAAUAGUGCAGUCGGCAGAUGGCAUGUUUAUGAAGGAUGUUCUUAUGCAAAAAGCAGAUGACUACUUAACCGGUUUGAGCAAAAACAAAAUUUUGAUUAAAGCUUCGCUAUUGGAUCCGCGCUUCAAGAAAAUGUACAUUCCUCCCACAAUGGUGUUGGAAGCCUCAAAGAACAUUCUAGAAGAAAUGCAGCUUAAUAGCGAAGGAAAGAGACGCUCGUCAAACUUGCAACCGCCGGAAGAAUUGCAUAUAGCACAAGUCGAUCGCCAAGAAAGUUUUUUUGAGGCUCACAAUCGGAGCAUUCAGCAAACCCAAAGUUCAGACAGCCCCUACAAAAAGGAAUUCCACUUAUAUAUUUCUUUGCCAAACAGUAAUUGGGAAGCUGAGCCAAUACAGUAUUGGACUUCGCAACAGCAGACCAUGCCACAUUUGGCUAAGUUGGCACUACGCUAUCUGAUAAUACCCGGUAGCUCAGUAUCCUCAGAAAGGAUGGCUUCGGCAAUUAAAUGUGUAGUGUGCGACUCACGCAGCCGUAUGACUGAUCGGCACGUAACACAGCGUGUAUUUUUAAAGUCACUGGCGAAACAAUAUUGGAAAUAACUUUAGCUUUAACUUACGUAAACUUACAGUAUCUUUGUAUCAGUAUCAUUGCUUUAAGUAAUAAAACUUUAAUAUGAA
Drosophila busckii is the source of this 1845-nucleotide messenger RNA. Its product is annotated as zinc finger BED domain-containing protein 4-like. Gene Ontology annotation, molecular function: protein dimerization activity. The record is from RefSeq and is a predicted model, not a curated record. NCBI's taxonomy places the organism in Eukaryota, Metazoa, Arthropoda, Insecta, Diptera, Drosophilidae. The transcript has 2 exons. Bases 532 to 1767 code for a protein of 411 amino acids.